AUGACGGGGUGGACAACAGCCGCAUCGGACUCGGACGGUAAGAUGAUCACAACGACGACGGACUCAAACGGCGUGACGAUCACGAAGAUCACUGAUUCUGACGGCGAGACCACUACGAUCACUUCCACAACCUCUGGUGACUUGCUUAUAGAUGAACUUGACGGUGUCGAGACAUCUGGAGAGACAAAGUCGACGAUGGUUGUAGAGACGGGCUUGACGAGCAACUCAUCGACCACCAGUACGGCCACGAAUGAGUUGAACGCGGGAACUAACACCACUGGGACAUACACACCUGCUGAUAACAAGCCGGAAUGGACCACCACACCAGACGGCUCUCCUGCGACUCCUGUAUCGACAUCCACUUCUACGUGCGUUGAAGUGUUUGUGGAGGGUGACGCGACGUACUGCAUUGAAGGACCCGUGUGCAGUGGUAAUGGCGAGUGGCCUGUUGGAACUAGCUGCCCCAUGAAGGGUGACGUUGCUGUCGAGGACUGCCACGAUAUGCUGUCGAGCUACACCAACUCUAGCGCUUGUGUGGCACCCGAGAAUGGUGUGUGUGCUAAGGUCGAGACUGGCGCCUGGGGCUGUGUGUUUGGGCUGGCUGACAUGCCAACUCCUGCUCCGACCACGACAGAGAUGGACGCGCCUACGCCCGCUCCGACCACAAAGGCUGAUAAGCCAACUCCUGCCCCGACCACGACAGAGAUGGACGCGCCGACGCCCGCUCCGACCACAAAGGCUGAUAAGCCAACUCCUGCCCCGACCACGACAGAGAUGGACGCGCCGACGCCUGCCCCGACCAGGACGAGGAUGAAUUCUGCUACGCCCGCUCCGGUCACGGCAGAGAUGGACGUCCCUACGCCCGCCCUUUCCAGGAGCGCUGUUCCGUGGACUCCUGUUGAAGAGAUUGAGCAGCCAACUCCUGCCCCGACCGCUGCUACCUCAACACCAGAGGCCGCUAUUGCGACUCCUGUAUCGACAUCCACUUCUACGUGCGUUGAAGUGUCUGUGGAGGGCGACGCGACGUACUGCAUUGAAGGACCCGUGUGCAGUGGUAAUGGCGAGUGGCCUGUUGGAACUAGCUGCCCCAUGAAGGGUGACGUUGCUGUCGAGGACUGCCACGAUAUGCUGUCGAGCUACACCAACUCUAGCGCUUGUGUGGCACCCGAGAAUGGUGUGUGUGCUAAGGUCGAGACUGGCGCCUGGGGCUGUGUGUUUGGGCUGGCUGACAUGCCAACUCCUGCUCCGACCACGACAGAGAUGGACGCGCCUACGCCCGCUCCGACCACAAAGGCUGAUAAGCCAACUCCUGCCCCGACCACGACAGAGAUGGACGCGCCGACGCCCGCUCCGACCACAAAGGCUGAUAAGCCAACUCCUGCCCCGACCACGACAAAGAUGGACGCGCCGACGCCCGCUCCGACCACAAAGGCUGAUAAGCCAACUCCUGCCCCGACCACGACAGAGAUGGACGAGCCCACGCCUGCUCCGACCACGACAGAGAUGGACGCGCCUACGCCUGCCCCGACCACGAUGAGGGUGAAACCUUCUACGCCCUCUGCUUCAUUGACGUCUGAAAUCGGAAGCAAGCCUGAAGCCCAUACGAGUGCUGAAUCGGCGGCGUCGUUCAGCUACAACAAUACUUACACCUCCGAGCAGCAGCAAACUCAGCAGCAGACGCAGCAGCAGACGCAGCUAAGUGCUUCUUCUCCGAACAUCCAGACAGUAAGCACGCUGAGCGCCGCUCCGGCCACGCAGGAUGCAAGCAGCGGCAUCUCCGGUGGCGCGAUUGUUGGUAUUGUUGCCGCGGUGUGUGCGGUCGUUGCUCUGGCCGGUUUCGCUGCUAUCCAGAAGCGCCAGCGUUCAAUGAAGGGCGAUGAAGACAUGCCUUCCAGCGCGUACUACAGGCAGCCCGAGACUCCGCUGUCGCAAUCGAUCAAGCUGUAA
This is a messenger RNA of Hyaloperonospora brassicae, 1947 nucleotides long. NCBI's taxonomy places the organism in Eukaryota, Oomycota, Peronosporomycetes, Peronosporales, Peronosporaceae. The record is from the annotation of a GenBank genome assembly.